CAGGUGUGAACAGAAGCCUCAAGCAAGCGAGUGUCGCAUGCACAGUUAUGAUCCCGGCGAAGGUAGGAGCCCGCUGUAGGAGUGUCGCGGGGUAGGUCAGGUCAAACUUAACCUCGAUAGAAAUCGUGAGAUCCUACAAACACCUUGUACCUGUUCUAGGAGCACAGACCACUUGCUACAACAACUGCUUACCAACUUUGUUAUUCGAGGUUUGAAAAAUUCUGUGGGUAAUGGCUGAACAUAUUUUCUGUUUCUUCAUGGCAGAUUAAAAAUAACUUUGUUAUGGUUCACUGGAUUGCACAACUUUUGACGGCUGUGUUGGGGAAAGUUUAUUGUGAGUUCAAGGAUCACGAAACAUUAAAACACUGCUUUGUAUGACGAGCGACAGACGACAUUCUUCAGUGAGAGAGGUAAUAGACUGACAUGGGCCUCCUGCACAGUCUGGCUUUCCCAAAGCAGGAUGAGAAGGACAAACCGAAGCCUCUCAUCAUUGAUGUGGAAGAAGUUCUGAAAGAAGCUGCCUGGGACAUGUACAUCCACUCCUAUGGCCCUCUCCGCAGGCAGUUCAUCAAGAGGAAGAACUUCACCAUAGAGGUUCCAAUGAACUACUACCACUUUGAACAAGGGCCACCCAAAAUACGAGUGAGGCACGUAGGACAAACACGACACAAUCUGAGUACAGACACCAAUGGCGCACGACAAGCCGUCCAAGAAGGGAGAGGGGUACCGGAAAUGAUCGGCCUGGAGACGAGGUUCAACAACGACACGGAAACCGAGCAGAAGUACAACUUCAACUUCGAGAAGGAGAGGUCAGCGUCUGUCGAGGUCACCUACCAGCGAGGUUUCUCCAUCGGUGGCAAAGCUAACUUUACUCUCGGCCUUCCUAAGGUUGCCGGCGAUGGUGAACUGGGUUUCGAAAUUGAAACGCACGUUGAGGUCUCCAAGACAACGGGCGAAAGGCACGAGGAGAAAGUGACGACCUCUGCGAUGAGCGAGAUAACUGUGGCUCCUCACAGCCACUACACCGCUACCGUCGUCAUGGAGGAGCGAACUCUGGUGGCUGACUUUGAGAUCCCUGUGACCAUGACCCUGCCGGCAGAGCGCGGUCUCAUCUACAUCAAGAUGAAGAAGACUGGCGAAGUGGUUUAUGUCCAAAAUGUCACCAACUUGCCCUUCUACUUCCACAAAUUUGACGAUGUCCAAAUUGUCAACCCUAAUGGCGAGGUCGUCGGUAAAACUAAAGAGUUUUAUGACCAAUGGAAGAACAUUCGUUUCAAAAUUGUUGGCAUCGUGAACGGUGUUCAGCUCUCCAGCCACUGCAUCAACCUCAGACAGACAGGUGUGGUCCCUGCAGGCAGCAACCUUGCUUCGGCUUCUCCCAAAGUAAGUUCCCGAGAGUCUAAAGGCAAAGCCUUGCUGACUGCUCCGAAAGGAGGAAGUGGCGUCACCACCACGGAUGUGGCAAGCAGCAGCAGUGCGCAAGACCCAGUGCGCAGCCAGGGUGUGGGGGACCAGAUCCUCCAGGUGGCGUCCAGUGCGGACGCUUCAGCAAUGGAAGGCGUUCAGAAGGCCAUUGUCCAGCAGGCCAAAGACAGUGGUGCCGUGCAUGUUCCUGGACGAUGGUUAGAAUUCUAGUUUUGACCAGAAAAUCCUGGCAUUGAUCCGCUAAAGUUUUCGUCUACUUGACCGCAGCUAUUUGCUUCGCACAUGAAGUCAAAAAAUGUGUCGAAUUAUGUAAUAUUUUGUAAACAAUAUGCAAAGUUCUCUCUAUUAUGUUAUUUGUGGUGCAUGAUUCCAGCACUGCCAUAAUGCUUUGAUGUCAAUUUGAAUCAACUUUUGCUCCAAAUAAUUCAUAUGAAUGUGUAUGCGUGCGUGCGUGGGCUUUUGGUGGGAAGAUUUUUUAAUAGGUAGCACUGUCUCUUCAGAAUUAGUCGAUCUUGAUAUUGUGGAGUGAUAGUGUGUCAGGCUCAGUAAAAUAAUUGUGUUGCUUUUGCAUUUUUUUUUCGAAUGAGAAACACAGUUUCGUUUAUGUUUCCUUGACUAAGCUUAAUUGGGAAAUAAUUGCUUGAAUACGAUGGGUGUUAGCACAGUAUAGAAGUAUGGAAGGAUUUGUGUAUUUAAGUUUCUAAAAUUUUGCAUACAUAUAAAUAUAUAUACUUGA
Pomacea canaliculata is the source of this 2161-nucleotide messenger RNA. RefSeq lists its product as uncharacterized. NCBI's taxonomy places the organism in Eukaryota, Metazoa, Mollusca, Gastropoda, Architaenioglossa, Ampullariidae. Bases 424 to 1635 code for a protein of 403 amino acids. The record is from RefSeq and is a predicted model, not a curated record. The transcript is spliced from 7 exons.